Messenger RNA from Cooperia oncophora, 306 nucleotides. NCBI's taxonomy places the organism in Eukaryota, Metazoa, Nematoda, Chromadorea, Rhabditida, Trichostrongylidae. The record is from the annotation of a GenBank genome assembly.
AUGAAGGCCAUGCACAGGGAAACCCGUCCAACUGCCACCGUGUCCUCUACUGGCAGAAUACGCAAAUCUUCGGCGGAACGCAAAGAAAAGCUUAAAGUGAAUGGUCGAAAGCACCCAUCCCGCCGCCUGGUUGGUUCCGACGAAGGCAGCUCACAACUCGAACUCGUGCUCUCUGCAAUCCGAUAUAUCCGAGAGUUGCAAUCUCAACUCGAGAAUGACAAGGAGAACGAUCUCCCGGAUCCUCUACAAGAUUCCCUCCAGGAUCUGUUCGCCCAAUGUUCUGUGGGGAAAACGGCUACUGCUUGA